Molecule: messenger RNA, 885 nt
Organism: Rotaria sordida
Lineage: Eukaryota; Metazoa; Rotifera; Eurotatoria; Philodinida; Philodinidae
Source: the annotation of a GenBank genome assembly
AUGCUAAAAAUUGUUCCAAUAGUAAUUCCUAUGGAAUUAAUUAUAACAAGUGGUCGACCUAAUGUGAAUACUGAUAUUAUUGUUUCAUUUAAAGUACAUCUGGACAUUAACUUAUAUGCUUUAGGUAGUGAAAAUGAAUGCAAUUUUGAUGAAAAUGAUGAACGUAAAGAAGAAGACGAAUGUGAUGAAGAACCUGGUCAACAUAUGAUUGAAGAACAAGAUGAAACCCGAGAUGAAACUGAUGAUAAUGAUGAAGAUGACUAUUGUAAUACUGUCCAAAAGCAACAAUACAAUCCACACCUACGAGAUGAUAAUGAAUGUAAGAAAAAAUAUACUUGUAAUGAGAAUUUUGUUUUCUCAGAAGCCUUUUUGGUAGGGUUAUUUAGAGCCAUCGUAAAUAAAAAAAAACGUUAACAAAUUCACAUUGUUGUUAAUUUCUAGAUAGAAGAUGAUAUGUUAUUAUUCAACGUUUUCCAUUAUUUUAAUUCUAUUACUAUGGCUCUCAGUGAAAUAUUAGUUGAUAACUGGUGUUUUUCAGUCAUAUUUGAUCAAUUAGAAAGUUUUAUUGUAUAUAAAAACUUGAUUCUAUUGAGUUUUUUACAUACAAGAAAAAAUAUAUGCAUCAAAAAGAUUGAUUGUUAAGUUUAAAAUUCAAUUCCUAUUUAAACGCGUGACAGUUCUCGAUCGAAGAAUGAAACCAGUUUUGAUUAUCAGUUCUUUUUGAAAGAAUGAUAAUUGAUGACCAGUUCUUUCGAAAAGAGCUGACGUUUCUAAAGAUCUCAUUUUAUCUUUUUCCAGAUCAUGUGAAUAAAACGUACAAGUUUGCCGGAAUGAGACCGUCGAAAACUUAAGGUUAGAAGAAAAUCAAGUCUUCAAUAAACCAAC